UUCCCGUCUCGGCGAAGCGCGCCCCACAGCUGCAGCGACAACAGCGGCGGCCGCUCUCGUGCGCUGCUGCCGCCUCCUGUGCACGGACCCCGCGCGUGUUGCCAUCAGGCGGCGUUAUCGACUGUCGUCUUCUCUCUCUCUCUCCUUCUUUCUCUUCCUUACCACCACCACCAACAUCACCACCACCGCCCGGAUUGUUGUUCCGCUUCUUGUGAAGGCGACGCUCAAGCAGUGGAAAAUACAGUGCCCGCGCGUAGGCAAGUCGGCGGUGGCGAGGACACUUUCUUUGAAUAACGCCCAAACAAAAGAAGAUAAACAAUAAGAAAGAAAGAAAGAAAGAAAAACCCCACCACAAAACCCAGCUAACUGUUUGAAAGCAUUCGCCGGCCAAACAACAACAACAACAAAAAAAAAACCGGACACAAACAUGACCGGCAAAGCACAGACGAGCAACGUGACCAACAAAAACGACCCGAGGUCAAUCAACUCGCGCGUCUUCAUCGGCAACCUCAACACGGCCAUCGUCAAGAAGCCGGACGUGGAGACGCUCUUCUCCAAGUACGGCAAGGUGGUCGGCUGCUCGGUGCACAAGGGCUACGGCUUCGUGCAGUACGCCAGCGAGCGCAGCGCCCGGCUUGCCGUGGCCGGGGAGAACGGACGCGUCAUGGCCGGCCAGCAGCUCGAUAUUAACAUGGCGGGCGAGCCCAAACCAAACCGGCCCAAGACCAGUGGAAAGAGGCCAGUUGCUGCUCUCUAUGGGGGACCUGACUUUGACUAUGACUACUACAGGGAGGAUUUCUAUGACAGGGUCUAUGAGUACCCGGUGAGGGGGCCCCUGCCCCCGCCUCGCACGCUGCUGCCCAUCAAGCGCCCGCGCAUCUCCGUGCCCGUGCCACGGCGCGGCAAGGGGGGGUUCCCCCUGAAGGGGGGGCCCCGCUCCACCGUGACGGGCACGGCCCCCUCGGGCCCCAAGCGGCCCACUAACGACAUCGCCGCCACCGUCAGCCCGAGCGCUCUGGCCUCCAUCCGGCCCGAGCCCACAAUCGGCCCAUCCACCGUCCAGGGCUCUCAGUCCGUGGCUAAUAACUCCAAUGUGCGGAGUCAUGACCUGUACACAAUAAAGCAAGAGCUCACACAGAUAAAAACUAAAAUUGAUUCGCUUCUGGAGAGCCUGGAGAAGAUAGAAAAAGAUCAAAGAAAUCAAAACUCUGUCUGUGACCACGUGGAAGGGAAUGGGAUGGAGGAAUUGGUCCCUGGGACCCCAGAGGAGCCAAACACAGAUGAUGCCCUGGAGGGAGGGAGCGAGGAGGUGGGAGACAGAGACAGAGAGGACGAUGACUUUGAAGAGGAGACUGUCCAUGUGAAUAACCACAUAUCAGAUUCUGAGGAAACACAGUGACCUUGGACAAUAUGAAUCAGGUGAAAAUGAAUCAUAACAGAUGUGCAUCGGAGACACCGGCAGAAGUCGCGAAAUGAAGAGGAAGGAUCUUCUGCAUAAUUGCAGACCAAAUUGAUUUUGUUCACGAGCUCCAGUCAUCCACAUACACAGUGCCAACAUUUUACAAAUCCUCAUUAUUACACCGCUCAGCGAUAAGGUGACAGUGUCAUUAUGACUACUGAGAAUUUGUUUUAAUUGGGAUAUCUGAGAAAGAGCUGUGCUAGAGCUGUGAUAUAUAUAUUUACGGUUCAGAUUUCAUUAUGCAGCUCGUACAUUCUUGCAAGGUAUCACGAUUCUGAGCUAAUUGAUACUCGCAUUUGUAUUUUUGCUCUCCACCUGUUUGUGUUUUGGCAUUUCUACAAAGAGCUUAGUUUGUGGUUUUGUAAGGGGUUGUUGGGCUUCGUAAAUGGACGGAACAAUUUUUUUUGUCAAUCGCAUGCUGAUUCACACCGAUGAUUUAACAUUCUACCUGUGUUUUACCCAUUUGUCGUCAAGGUCCCCCUUAUUUAUUGUCAAUAUGUUUUACAGUUGUUUGGCUUGAUGAUAUUUAUUUGGUCGCAUGGACGAGCGAAGGAGUCAUUUUGCUUUGCGCCCAGCACGGCGCCGUGAAUAACAGUGCUGUAAGACACGUGUUCGCGUCGCGUCGACACCGCAUCCCCACCCGCUGCUUCAUCCCACCCCGGUGUUGUCUUUUGAUGGUAGUGACAAAACGAAGGCAAUGUCCCUGCGGAAUUCAAAAAAAUCUAUUUACACUUGAGUGUAUAAUUAGGCGUGGUGUUUACCGUGCGGUGUGUUUGCAGAGUGUCAGUUUUGAGUGAUUCAAGGCCACCAUUUACAGUUAAAUUGUCUGCAUUUAAGCCAAACGCUAGGCAGAUUUGGUCUCUUUAUCCGGGCUGUGGGACAUGAAUUUAUCUCGAUUAUUACCGAAAGGAAACACCGGGGGGAAACGGCGAGAAUGCAGAGAAUAUUGCAUUUCUCUCGCGAAACUGGUGUCAAAAUCAGGGUUUCUCAAAGAUGCAGCUGUUAUAAAAGAGAGAAAAAAAGCCUAAAAUACCGUGAAUAAAGUUAUUUUUAAAAAAAGACUACCUAUAUAAUUUAUGGAAUAUGAUUAUUGUACAUAACUCCCGAAUCAUCUCCAUAUAGUGCUGUACAAAUAAGAGCUUAUUACUCAUACUUUGCUUCAUUUUCGAUGUAAUGUCCAUUCAUCGGUCCAACGCGGUUCUUGCUGUUCUCAUCGGAUCGUACGCUCAUGCGUCCAAGCUUCGGCUUCUUUUCUUCUUCUUCUUCUUGGCUCAUUAAAUAAUGGGGGGGGCGGGUGGGGGGGCUUGCGGCGCUGCAUCGGCGCUCUCGCCCGCCGCACAAAGCAAAAAUCUUGGAACCCUUCGCGAGCGAGCGGACUUCGCGGCAGCGGCGAAGGAACGACUUUUUGUCAUUUUUUUUUUGGGCUAGGCAAUGUUUCGUGCGCUGGCAAAAAAAAAAAUAUUGCGAGGCGCACUUUAUAUAUAUAGCCCCUAGAUUCAUAUAAUAUCUGCCCAAAGGCACAAUACGAGUAGAAAACCUCGAAUUUGUUUCCUCUACCAGUUUUGAUUCUGUGCUUUCCUUUGUUGAGUGAGAUUGAUCGUGUUCCCAGACCGCCGUGUAUAUACGUGCAUUGUUAUACGCGGCAAUUGCCACGUCGUGCAGAGUAAGAGAUGAAGUAACAUUGAAUCGUGACGUGCAUUACAAGAUGUUUUUUUUCAAAAUGCUUUUGAUCUUUAAUGGCCCCGCUUGUCAUCAUUUUGUUUUUUUUGGUGUUGUGUGGCUUUGUGAGGUUUUUUUUUAGAUAAACACAAACAACACUUAAUUAGCAAAUUCAGCUUUUUGUCUAAUUCUGUAUUCUAAGUAUGUGCGCGUGUCUGUGUUAAACUGUACAGUGUGUCGUGUGCCUCUAUUCGCAACGAAGCUUCAGUGUGCUGCAAAUGCCUUCAUAAUUCAGGAUGGGAAACCAGUCAACUUCCUCAGACGUAGCGCAGACACAGUCGGUCUUUCCCAUGUCAACCAGUCUAAAGGUGUGUGAGUGUGAGAGUAUAAUUCUUGAGAUAUGGGGAGCGGUAGUGGAGCGGUUAGCGCUACGCUGCGCUACGAAACUGGUGACCCGAGUUCGAUUCCCGCUCACGGCCAACACCAGUGACGAUUAUCUUAACCGGUCCUGGGUCUCCCCUAGGUCGACUCAGCCUCAAAUGUGUAUCUGGUGCGGUGUGUCAACAUCGCCACUGGGGAGACAAAGGCGGUCGGGCGUGGUGGUGGCCACCCACCCUCUCGUGUACCGUGCCGGCCUUCAUAGGUGCUCGCUAACAGCACUUGCCCCAACAGUCUGUUACAGGCGACACGUGGGGAUUAAAAAAAUGCUUGAGAUCCAAUCUGCCAGUGAAUGGCGAAGAUUGACUGUGUUUGGCCGUACAUACUUAGUUACCUAUCCCUGUUCUAAACCAUUACUUGUCAACGUGGCUCUGUUCUAUCUGUUAAUUACACCCAGUCACAUGGUUUAUGUUUUUACAAGGCCAGCCAUUUCAAGGACUGAUCUAUUGCAAUUAUACAAACUGUCUAAGCGAGAGAAAUAAUCAAUUCACGGUACUUUACCUCGCCAUUAUAUGUUUUAUGUUUAUUUUAUAUAAACUCAAAAGUGUUUAAUUUUUUGGCAGUGAUUUGAAAAUUAACAGAUUAUCGAGCAUGUAAGGGGAUUGUGUGGCGCAAAAGCAGGCCACAUGCGGAAGUCAACUCAAGGGAAUACAUGCAGUAUGCACAUGGAACGCAGACACAAUGCCUUCAAACCGAGCUGUUGCUCACUGAAAUAGGUUAUGUGGUUUAAUCCUGACUGAUUCUGUGCAUGCUUAGAUUUAAAGAACACACUAAACAAUGUGAGAGUCAAUUUGGAGGCAUCUGAGUGCAAUUACGAUAAUGAAAUUCGAUAAAACAACCCAAAUUCCCUUGUUUCGAUUAAUUAAUUAACAUCGAUUUUGUUUUGUUCGCUCACAAUAGAUACAUCGACUUGUGCAUGUAAGAAUCAAUGUGUAUUAAAUGUGUAUGCUCAGCAUGCUUGUGUGCAGCGAACCCAGCGACCCCGGUUUGAUUUGCUGGCCAGGGAUAUCUGAACUCCCCCCCCCCACCACUUCACCGACCCACAUGGUGAAGUAUGGUGAAAGCGUGCCCACGACAAGGCAUGGGGAGGCCUUUAUCCACAAUUGGAUUACAAAGGACUCAUACAAAAAAAUAUUAUAAUUAAUUUAUAUAUUGUAUGUAAUGGGUUCAAGUGACCUCUGUGUCCACUCGGGGCCACUGAAUAUCACCACAAUUAAAAUAACAUUUCUCGAGAAUAAUUGCGAUCACGGAUUGCGAUGAUUCAACGAAUUCUCGGAGGAUGGGAGGUUGCCUCGCUAGAUCGUAAAUCAUUAACACGUCUGCUGCAUUGUAAAGCCUGCACUGGGUCAUCCUACAGGAGGAAUGGAGCCACAUUGUCUGAUUAGCUAAAGUACAGAUUUUGUUUUUGGAAAAAAAAAUGCUUGUUCAUAUUGUAAUUAAAGUAUAUUAAUAAAAUGUGUUGUGUGAGCGCUU
Molecule: messenger RNA, 5029 nt
Organism: Petromyzon marinus (sea lamprey)
Lineage: Eukaryota; Metazoa; Chordata; Hyperoartia; Petromyzontiformes; Petromyzontidae
Product: RNA-binding Raly-like protein
Cellular component (GO): nucleus
Molecular function (GO): RNA binding
Source: RefSeq, a predicted model, not a curated record